Leucoraja erinaceus (little skate) is the source of this 1958-nucleotide messenger RNA. RefSeq names its product interferon-induced protein with tetratricopeptide repeats 5-like. The transcript is spliced from 2 exons. Gene Ontology annotation, molecular function: protein binding. The record is from RefSeq and is a predicted model, not a curated record. Gene Ontology annotation, cellular component: cytosol. Lineage: Eukaryota; Metazoa; Chordata; Chondrichthyes; Rajiformes; Rajidae. Gene Ontology annotation, biological process: defense response to virus. Bases 237 to 1682 code for a protein of 481 amino acids.
GUGUUGUUCAGGUGUUGUUUAUAAAGGUAUCUAGGUGGAUUUGCAAUGUUACCUAUAAUUAUUCAGCAUUGUCAUUACAAUCUGAGUUUCAUUUUCUAUUCCCAAUCAGGAAAUAGGUGAAACUAUAAAGGAACCGUCAGGCAUAACAUUCAGAACACUUUUAGAUUGAUUCAACCUGUGAAUGCACUGCACCAGCUGAGAAAGGAAUACAAAGUGUUUUCCAUCCCAGCAACAUAAUGAGCAGCAGAAUGGGAGAUUUGUUGAAAGAGAAGCUCGAUCAGCUUCAGUGUCACUUCACGUGGAGCCCACAGAAGGAGACCAUUGACCUGGAUGAUAUGGUGUACAGAUUACAAGAUGCCAUAAUCUUUGCAGAUAAAUAUCAAGCUGCAUCCUACAACCAACUCGCUUUUGUAAACUGCCUGCAAGGCAACAGUGAGGAAGCUAUUCAAAACUUACAGGAAGCUGAAAAGAUUCUGAGGGAGAACCACAAAGAUGCAUUUGAAAGAAACAGCAUCAUCACCUAUGGAAACUAUGCCUGGGUGCAUUACCACAUGGGACAACUGGACAAGGCCCAGUCCUACCUCGACAAGCUGGAGAUGAUCUGUAAACCGCUCACUGAUGGUCCUCGCUAUACAGCAAUGAUACCUGAAGUGUAUGGGGAGAAGGGAUGGUCAUUGGUGAAUUCUGAUGCUCUAUAUUAUGAGGAGGCUAUGAAAUGUUUUGAGAAAGCUCUGGAGGAAGAUCCCAAUAACACGGAGUGGAUCAUGGGCAAAGCAACUGUUCUGUUCCGUCUGGAAUCAUAUUCUGGAACCCCAGAGAGUCGUGAAUGUAGUCAGUCAGUGAAUUAUCUGCGGCGUGUACUGGAGCUAGAUCCAGAUGAUUCAAUGGCCAUGGUGCUGCUGGCCUCAAAAUUGAAAGGAUGCAGUAGAAAGGAAGAAGCAAAUGAAUUAGUUGAGCAAGCAUUGCAGAAGUCCAGUAAUGAUCCAUAUGUGCUUCGCUAUUCGGCAAAAUUUUACAGAGAGGAAAGAGCAGUGGAGAAAGCAAUCAUUCUAUUGAAGCAAGCGUUAGAAUUAACUCCACACUCGUGCUUCAUUCACCACCAAAUUGGAAUAUGUUAUAAAUUUAAACUGAACGACCUUGGUGAUAUAAAUCCUCGCAGCCCCGCAACUCAGCAGCAAACUGAGUUGAUCAGUCUAUGUAAAUAUCACUUUCGAAAAGCCUCUGCGUGCCGUCCAAAGACAUCUAUUAAACCAAUGCUGGACUUAGCCAAGGUUUACAUAAUAAGUGGAGAGUAUUCUAAGGCAGAGGAAAUCUACAAUAAGCUGAUUAAAUUGGAGGACAUCCGUCCAGAAAAUGUACAGCAGAUAUGUUUAAGGGCUGGGUCAUUUGAAUUCUAUGAGAGAGGAUCAGAAUCAAGAGGUAUCAGCCUAUUUCUGAAAGGGGUGAAGAUUGAAUAUGAUUCAGGAGAACGGCAAAAGUGUAAGGAAAAAUUGGAGAAGUGGGCAGAUAGAAAACUUAGCUAUGCUCCACAUGACAGCAGAGCUCUUGGUGUGAGAGGGUUAAUGUAUAAGAUGGAUGGGAACAAGUCCAAGGCUAUUGAAUACUUUGAAAAGGCCUUGAAUAUUGAUCAUGAGAAUGAAGAAUAUCUGAGUGCUCUUUCAGAAUUACGUCUUAGUGAUUGAGCACCACAAGGAUGCUUAUAAUAUGCACCAAUUUCAUCUGAUCUAAGGAGAGGUUUGGUGAUGUGUGUGUUUUACUGAUUAUAUUCUGAUAGCAUCUUCUUUGAAUGAAGGCUCUACUUAUGUGUGUGAAGUUUUCAAAAAUGAUCUUGUGUUUCAUUUAAACAUUAAAAAAAAAAAAAUUCUACUUUAAAAAAUAAUAACACCUCAAGCAAACCAAUCAAAUGGAAUUUAGUUGUGUAAGUGUGGAAUUUGUGUUUAGUGUGGAAAGAUGGGAAU